AUGGGAUACCAGGACCGAUGGGUCGAUAUGCAGUACCUGCUGAGCAGGCCAGGCAACCUCGUGGGGCCGGGAUUCCAGGCUAACGCGGACCUGAUGGAGGAGGUCAUGGGCUACUGCCGGAUCCUCGUCGUCGGAGCUGGCGGCCUCGGGUGCGAGCUGCUCAAGGACCUGGCUCUGUCGGGGUUUAUUAACAUCGACGUGAUCGACAUGGACACCAUCGAGCUGUCCAACCUCAACCGGCAGUUCCUCUUCCAGCCCGAGGACGUCGGGAAGCCCAAGGCCACCGUGGCAGCAGGCAAGGUAAACCAGCGCGUGGAGGGCGCGAACGUGACACCACACGUGGGCCGCAUCGAGGACAAGGACCUCUCUUUCUACCGCAACUUCCACGUCAUCGUCCUCGGCCUCGACUCGCUCGAAGCGCGCCAGUACAUGAAUGCGCUGGUUUGCUCGAUGCUCGAGUUCGACGACGACGGCGCCGUCAAGCAGUCCACGAUGCUCCCGAUCGUCGACGGUGGCAGCGAGGGCCUCAAGGGCCACGUCCGCGUCAUCUACCCGGGCCUCACGCCGUGCUUCGAGUGCACGCUGUGGCUCUUCCCGCCGCAAACGAAGUUCCCGCUCUGCACGCUCGCGGAGACCCCGCGCAGCGCGGCGCACUGCAUCGAGUACGCGCACCUCAUCCAGUGGCCGGCGGAGCGCCCGAACGACGAGUUCGACGCCGACGACCCAACGCACAUGCAGUGGGUGUACGAGCAGGCGCUGCGGCGCGCCGAGCUGCACGGCAUCCCCGGCGUGACGUACCGGCACACGCAGGGCGUCGUCAAGAGCAUCAUUCCGGCCGUGGCGUCCACGAACGCGAUCGUCGCGGCCGCGUGCACCCUCGAGGUGGUCAAGAUCGUGUCGAACUGCAGCUCUGGGAGCAAGAACUCCAUCAUGUACACCGGCGGUGAGCGGGUGUACUCGCACGACGUGGCGUACGAGCGGGACCCGAACUGUCCCGUGUGCGGGCGCGUCGUGGCGAUCGACCUGCCGCGCGCGUGCACGCUGGAGCAGGCCAUGCAGCGGCUGACGGCAAACCCUCGCCUGAAGGAGCUGGGAAUCACGGAACCCUCGAUCUCGAUGGGCUCGAAGAACCUGUACAUGCGUGGCGCGCUGGAGGGCAUGUACAAGGAGAAGCUCGGGCAGCGCAUGGCGGAGCUGAUGGGCAGCGACGGCGGCACGCUGACCGUGAACGACAAGAAGGCCCCGGCGCCCGUGCGGGUCAAGGUGAGGCUCGCGGACGUGGCGUGA
Pedinophyceae sp. YPF-701 is the source of this 1287-nucleotide messenger RNA. The record is from the annotation of a GenBank genome assembly. Lineage: Eukaryota; Viridiplantae; Chlorophyta; Pedinophyceae.